GUGUGUUUUACUUUAACUUUGCAUAUCGAACAAAACAGACUAACUGGCUCGGCACCAGAAUUAUUUUAAAAUUAAAAACAGCUUACUUCCAUUGGCAUCGCAUGAUACUGAACAUUUCUGCAUCGAAUAAUUAAUGAAUUAUAUUUGUUAACACACAAGUUUAUAUUUUCUCGCGAAAUCAGCGUAUUAUUAAGUAUUUAUAAAAUGUAAAGGUGCUACCACUAAAGUGAUAAAAUAGUGAUAAACGGAUUUCCCUAUCGGUGUGAGUGGAAUUUCGACGAAAAAGAAAAGUUCAAUGCGCGUUAUUCGUCAUAAAUACAGAACAAGCGUUUGUGUGAACUGAAGGAGAAAACAAAGACUUGCAAAUAUUGAAAUGUGCUGAGGUUUUAUUUUCCGUAGAAACAACAAAGCAUAAUAAUACAUAGCCAUACACACACACACCUAUGUAUGUACAUAUGAAAAAUAUUCGAAUGCUAUAAAAGUUGGCCACAUAGUCUACGCUUUACGUAAACACCCGCAUACAGAUUUCUAAACUAAUAUUGUAAUGGUUUUAAUUUGUAACAUAUAUUCAGGCUCGGAAAAAAUUUGAUUAUUGACAUUAAAAGAAAUACAACAAAUAUAAAGUUAAUUAUCAAUUCGCAAUGUCAACCAUUCCAAACGUCGUUUUCUUCCUGGCGUUAAUUGGUUUAUGCUUAACUGCGUCUGCCGAGAUAAAAUUUAAGGCGCAACUUCCGGAAUUGGAAGUCAACGCAAUACGCCACGACCAAUUUGCUCUAGAGGACAAACUAUGGAAUUACUUGAAUAAGGAAGGUACCAGCAAAAUUUCUCAAGUGCGAAAAGUAUUUGACGCCUUUCGCAAGUUCAUUAAUAAUAAUCUGCAAAGCAAUUUUGAGGUGGGAAAAUAUGAUAUACUAAAUCACUACGAAUGGAGUCUGCUGGAGCGCGAUCUGCUGCAAAUCGACAGCAUAUUCGGUUACUAUAAGAAUUUCAUGAACGAGCACAACAACACCGAUGAGCUAAGUGAGCGCGCCGUUCUGGACUUUUGCGAAACUGUGCUUCGCAAUGAUAAUACCUUUUCUAUGUCGCGCAUUUUCCAGGAUAUCGAGCUAGUCAUGGUGAAGCAAACACUCUAUUAUAGAGCAAUGUUGGAAUCGACGGACAAAAUAUGCCAUACACAACAGUCAGCACAACAAUUCGUCUAUUCACUUUAUGCCGAUAUAGCCCUUACUGAACUAAAGGGAUACAUUAUGAUGGAGUUUUCCUGGAUGAUGCUAAGAAUCUACGGCAAAGGCAAUUAUACCGAAGAAGUGAACUUGACGCGUAUGGACUAUGAAAAACGUACUGGUCGAACGCUAAAACUAUUGCGAGAGGUUAUGCGUCGUGCCGACCGCAUUGUUUGGCGAUGUGACCCAGCUAAAUUUAUAAGAGGUAAAAAUUAUGAUGAGGUUACUCGGCUUUUACAGGGCUAUAUCGAAAAUGAAGUUGACUUAAACAAAGAGGAAACAUGCCGUGAGACUUGUGAUUUUUACCAAUCAACCAGAUCAGAGGGUUGCUUUAAGGAUCUGUAUUGCGCACGUCAACCUAGAUGCUCAGGCAAGGUGUAUCACUGCACAUUUGUGGACUCAGACAUGUGGGUUUGCCCCGCUGGCCGAAAUAGCACGCGUCGCUAUGAAUAUAUUGAAUAUGAAAAUGGCCGCGUACUUGGUCAGAGAUCAGCUUGUGUGCGUGGUAGUACAAAGGUGGACUCCUGGUGGCGCUAUAUUUUGUGGCAUUGCAGCUAUUGCUUCUGUUUGUGCGAUGAAAUUAGUAUAAAAUCGGAUCGCUACUUCAAUCUACGCGAAACGGUAGCAGACGUAGAAAACAAUAGAGUAGUCACAGGUUUACGAUUCGUAAAAAGUAAUCGCGUAUUUCACUUGCAAAUCGAAGAAGGACAACUUCUGCCAAGAGGUGGCAUAAAUAGGACUAGCCAAAGAUGGAAACCAGUUGACAAUUAUCAAAUAUUCGAUAGAAACGUGCGCAAUGGACGGGAUUAUCAUACACUCAGUUACGAAAGCCGGUCAAUGGACUUGGACGACAUCUACACAGACGACAAUUCAUAUGUAGUCGUUGGUGUGCGUUUCCGAGUUGUUGGUGCUCAUUUAAACGUAGAAGCCAAAUUAGCCGAAUACGAUUUUCUGGAAGGCAAAUUAAUAUCUCCAGAAAUUAAUAGCUUUUGGAAGUCUAACGAUAACACAGACGUAAGCGGAGAUCGAAGACAAAAAGUAAAUCUCAACAACCCAGAUAUGUCCACCCGCACUAUAGUCAAAUCUAUACCCGACUCUCGACACAACCAGUAUAUUGAUUUUGUCAAUACGAACAUGGAUAAGGAUGCCGCGCAAAGUACGGUGCCUUUCAUAGAUACACAGGAGGUGGUAUCUAACCCUCCGGUGCCUCUUUCCGGUCUCGGUAUAUACCACAAGGGUCGACAAGGUUAUGGCGGUUUUCUAGCACCAAAGAUUAUGACUUACGAUUUUACGCCUCACAUUCGAGUGCCGCAAAAUAUAAAUUAAUUUAUAAAGCUUAGGAGGUACCUAUAGUUAUUUUAUGUAGGUGUAUGCGUCUGUAUAUUUUAUAAUACUAAUAUAUCGUAUCUAUUUAAAUUGGUAUUCACUCGAACUAACAAAAGAUAUCCGUUUGAAAAUUGAGAGUAUAUAAUUUUUUAGUGAGCCUCAUGUGCGCUUGUAGGAAUACAUGCAUACAUUUGAAUUGGAACCAUUAAUUUCACUUAUCAAAAGAAAAAUAAUUUUAUUUAAAAUAAAACAGAAACUAAACUAAA
Molecule: messenger RNA, 2815 nt
Organism: Anastrepha ludens (Mexican fruit fly)
Lineage: Eukaryota; Metazoa; Arthropoda; Insecta; Diptera; Tephritidae
Gene: orion
Exons: 8
Coding region: 642-2549 (635 amino acids)
Source: RefSeq, a predicted model, not a curated record